This is a messenger RNA of Gadus chalcogrammus (walleye pollock), 7227 nucleotides long. It is a transcript of the gene cacna1ba, whose product is annotated as calcium channel, voltage-dependent, N type, alpha 1B subunit, a. Lineage: Eukaryota; Metazoa; Chordata; Actinopteri; Gadiformes; Gadidae. Gene Ontology annotation, cellular component: neuronal cell body; membrane; voltage-gated calcium channel complex. Gene Ontology annotation, biological process: chemical synaptic transmission; calcium ion import across plasma membrane. Gene Ontology annotation, molecular function: high voltage-gated calcium channel activity. The record is from RefSeq and is a predicted model, not a curated record.
UAUCCUACCAUGGCUCGCUUCGAGGACGAGCCUUCCAGCCGGUAUGGGGGGGGUUGUCCCCCGGGGCUCGGCCGCGGAGGGGGUCGCCAGCCGGGCCCUCCGCCACCAGGGCCGCGGGUGUACAAGCAGUCCAUGGCACAGAGAGCCCGGACCAUGGCUAUAUACAACCCAAUCCCGGUGAAACAGAGCUUCCUCACCGUAAACCGCUCCCUUUUCAUCUUCAGUGAGGAUAAUUUCAUCCGAAAAUACGCCAAAAAGAUUACCGAGUGGCCUCCGUUUGAGUACAUGAUCCUGGCCACCAUCAUCGCUAACUGCAUCGUUCUGGCCCUGGAGCAGCACCUGCCUGCCUGUGACAAGACGCCCUUGUCAGAACGCCUGGAUGACACAGAGCCCUACUUUAUUGGAAUAUUUUGCUUCGAGGCGGGCAUCAAGAUCAUUGCUCUGGGCUUUGCCUUCCACAAAGGAUCCUACCUGAGGAACGGCUGGAACGUCAUGGACUUUGUGGUGGUGCUAACCGGGAUGCUGGCCACGGUUGGGGCCGACUUUGACCUUCGCACCCUGAGGGCCGUGAGGGUCCUACGGCCCCUGAAGCUGGUCUCUGGCAUCCCCAGUCUUCAGGUUGUCCUGAAGUCCAUCAUGAAGGCCAUGGUUCCUCUGCUCCAGAUCGGCAUGCUCCUCUUCUUUGCCAUCCUCAUGUUCGCCAUCAUCGGCCUGGACUUCUACAUGGGGAAGUUCCACCACACCUGUUUCCACAAAGACACUGGUGAACUGGCGGCAGACUUCCCAUGCGGCAUGGAGCCGCCGGCUCGGACGUGCCCAAACGGCACGGUGUGCCGGGAGUACUGGAUCGGACCCAACUACGGCAUCACCAACUUUGACAACAUCCUGUUUGCGGUGCUCACCGUGUUCCAGUGCAUCACCAUGGAGGGCUGGGUGGACAUCCUCUACAACGCCAACGAUGCCUCUGGGAACACGUGGAACUGGCUCUACUUCAUUCCACUCAUCAUCAUCGGGUCGUUCUUCAUGCUGAACCUGGUGCUGGGGGUCCUGUCUGGGGAGUUUGCCAAGGAGAGGGAGCGAGUGGAGAAGAGACAGGAGUUCCUAAAGCUGAGGAGACAGCAGCAGAUAGAGAGAGAGCUCACUGGCUACCUGGAGUGGAUCUGUAGAGCAGAGGAGGUGAUGCUGGCAGAAGAGGACAAGAACGCGGAGGAGAAGUCUCCGCUGGACGGGGCGUGGUACAAGAGGAAGCACAACAACUCAGGUCAGAGGUCAAAGGCCAAAGGACAAGGACAAUUGAACGGAAUGCUGAAGAGAGGGAAGAAGAGUAAGAAUGAGCUGAUCAACGCAGAGGAAGGGGAAGACCACUUCACUGACAUAUCUUCUGUUGCCCCCCCAGGGUCUCCGUUCGCGCGGGCCAGCCUGAAGAGCGCCAAGAUGGAGUCGUCGUCGUACUUCCGUCGGAAAGAGAAGCGUCUGCGCUUCACCAUCCGCAGGCUGGUCAAGGCCCAGAGCUUCUACUGGACCGUGCUGUGUCUGGUGGGCCUCAACACGCUGUGCGUGGCCAUCGUCCACUACGAGCAGCCCUACUGGCUCACCUACGCCCUGUACUUAGCAGAGUUUGUCUUCUUGGGGCUGUUCCUGACCGAGAUGUCCAUGAAGAUGUACGGCCUUGGCCCCCGCAGCUACUUCCACUCCUCCUUCAACUGCUUCGACUUCGGGGUGAUCAUCGGCAGUAUCUUCGAGGUCAUCUGGGCGGUUAUCAAACCUGGUGCGUCGUUUGGCAUCAGUGUCCUGAGGGCUCUGAGACUGCUGCGCAUAUUUAAGGUCACCAAGUACUGGAACUCUCUGAGGAACCUUGUGGUGUCCCUGUUGAACUCGAUGAAGUCCAUCAUCAGUCUGCUCUUCCUUCUCUUCCUCUUCAUCGUGGUCUUCGCGCUCUUGGGAAUGCAGCUGUUUGGAGGACAGUUUAAUUUUGAUGACGAAACACCGACCACGAAUUUCGACACCUUCCCGGCGGCAAUCCUAACUGUGUUUCAGAUCCUGACGGGUGAGGACUGGAAUGCAGUGAUGUAUCAUGGGAUCAAGUCCCACGGGGGCGUCCACAGAGGGAUGUUCUCCUCCAUCUAUUUCAUCAUUCUCACCCUUUUCGGAAACUAUACUCUCCUCAACGUCUUCCUCGCAAUCGCUGUCGAUAACCUUGCAAACGCCCAGGAGCUAACCAAGGAUGAGGAGGAGCAGGAGGAGGCGAUCAGUAAGAAGCUGCUCCUGCAGAAAGCCAAGGAGGUGCAGGAGGUCAGCCCGAUGUCUGCCGCCAACAUCUCCAUCACGGCUUUUGUAACGCACAGUCGAGGUGCGCUCUCUCGCAGCCCAUCCGUCUGCAGCGUAAACUCACUUAAGGAGCAGCAGAAGUCCCUGCGGCUGAAGUCGGUGUGGGACAAGCGGGUGGAGGAGCUGCGGCGACACAACCGGGCCAGCUGCGAGGCGCUGUACAACGAGCUGGAGCCGGAGGACCGCCUGCGCAUCUCCGCCGCGCUCAACCUGCAGCCCAACACGAAGACCCACCUGGACCGCCCCCUGGUGGUGGAGGCCGGCGGCGACGGGGACGACGCCGCCGCGCCCGCCGCAGGUCAUUCCGGUAACGCCCCCAUCCACACCAACGGGGAGCAGACCACCGACGGCUCCGUCCCCGACGCCCCGAGGACGACGGCGGCGGCGGCGAGCCAGCCGGGCCGGCGCCACCACCGCCACCGGGAGCGGGACAGGGAGCAGCCCAACGAGAACGGGGACGUGUCCCGGGAGGGGGGCUACCACGUGCACCACAGCCGCGCCAAAGAGCACAACGGGUGCCGGGGGAAGGAGGGCAAGAGCGACAGCAGGUCCCGGAGCAGAGAGGGGGGCUGGCGGCGACACCACCUCCCCCAGCAGCAGAGCUCAGUGGACGAAGGAGGGGGUGGAGGAGACGUGAACGGCACGCUGCUCAGCGCCGGUGUUGGCGAGGGAGGGGGCGGAGGAGGAGGAAGGGGGGAGCGGCGGUCGCACCACAAGGAGGGCCGAGGUUCCUCCAACCGGGACGGGGAAAGGGGUUCCCGGGGCGAGUGCAGGACCAACGGGGAGAGGAGGAGACGGCGUGGGCACGGGGUCAAAGGUCACACCGGCGCCUCAGAGGGUGAGGAGGCGGCAGAGCACGACCAGACCAACGGGAACAGGUUUGGUGAGUCUGAGGGGGACUCCCUGGCUGUUUCCCCCCAGCAGGUCCCUGGGGUCCCCAGCUGGCCUAGCGACGGCUUGGAGGACUCUGACAACCAGAGGAACGUGAGACGCACUGGGCAGGGCUCCACCUACCUACCCCCAGUGACCAUCACCUCCCCGCCCGGCGACUCCACCCUGAUACCCAUGAACAGUAUCGACAGUGAGACGGCGCCGAUGAAUGAGAAGACACUGGAGGACCUGGAACAAAGCAGGACCAGACCCAUCCUGCCCUACAGCUCCAUGUUCAUCUUCAGCCAGACCAACCCAGUGAGGCGUUUGUGCCACUACAUCGUGACCAUGCGCUACUUUGAGAUGUCCAUCCUGGUCGUCAUAACGAUGAGUAGCAUCGCGUUAGCCGCGGAGGACCCUGUCAAUGCUCACGCCACUCGCAACAACGUGCUUAAGUAUUUGGACUACGCCUUCACGGGCGUCUUCACCUUCGAGCUGGUGAUCAAGAUGGUAGAUCUAGGUAUCCUGCUGCACCCUGGGGCGUACUUCAGGGACCUGUGGAAUAUCCUGGACUUCGUCGUGGUCAGUGGGGCGCUGGUGGCUUUCGCUUUCUCGAGCUUCAUGGGAUCGCAGCACAGUGUGACCAGAGGGACCAAAGGGAAAGACAUCAGCACCAUCAAGUCCCUCAGAGUUCUCAGAGUCCUUCGCCCUCUGAAGACCAUCAAGCGCCUCCCCAAACUCAAGGCGGUGUUUGACUGCGUGGUGAACUCUCUGAAGAACGUGCUGAACAUCCUCAUCGUCUACAUGCUCUUCAUGUUCAUCUUCGCCGUCAUCGCCGUGCAGCUGUUCAAGGGCAAGUUCUUCUACUGCACCGACGAGUCCAAGGGCCUGGAGAAGGACUGCAGAGGUCAGUUCCUGGACUACGAUAAGGACGAGGUGGCCUCCAUGCCGAGGGAGUGGAAGAAGUACGAGUUCCACUACGACAACGUGCUGUGGGCCUUCCUCACCCUCUUCACCGUGUCCACCGGAGAGGGCUGGCCAACGGUCCUGAAGCACUCUGUGGACGCCACGUUUGAGGACCAGGGUCCGAGCCCGGGCUACCGGAUAGAGGUCUCCAUCUUUUACGUGGUGUACUUUGUCGUCUUCCCCUUCUUCUUCGUCAACAUCUUCGUGGCCCUCAUCAUCAUCACCUUUCAGGAGCAGGGAGACAAGGCGAUGUCUGAGUGCAGCCUGGAGAAGAAUGAGAGGGCCUGCAUCGACUUUGCCAUCAACGCCAAGCCGCUGACGCGCUACAUGCCCCAGAACACGCACUCCUUCCAGUACCGCAUGUGGAAGUUUGUGGUGUCGCCGCCGUUCGAGUACUCCAUCAUGAUCAUGAUCGCCCUGAACACCGUGGUGCUCAUGAUGAAGUUCCAUGGAGCUCCUCCGUUCUACGAGGCCAUGCUGAAGAACCUCAACAUCGUCUUCACCGCCCUCUUCUCAAUGGAAUGUAUCCUCAAAAUCAUCGCCUUCGGCCCAUUGAACUACCUGAAGGACGCCUGGAACAUUUUCGACUUUGUGACGGUCCUUGGCAGCAUCACAGACAUCCUGGUCACAGAAAUCAACACCACGGAUCGGCUGUUGAACCUGAGCUUCCUGCGGUUGUUCCGGGCGGCUCGGCUCAUCAAGCUGCUGAGACAGGGUUACACCAUCAGGAUCCUGCUGUGGACCUUUGUCCAGUCCUUCAAGGCGCUGCCCUACGUAUGUCUGCUGAUCGCCAUGCUCUUCUUCAUCUACGCCAUCAUCGGCAUGCAGGUGUUCGGGAACAUUGAUCUCAACGAGGACACGGCCAUAAAUCACCACAAUAACUUCCGCACCUUCCUGCAAGCCCUCAUGCUGCUGUUCAGGAGCGCCACGGGAGAGGCCUGGCAUGAGAUCAUGCUGUCGUGUCUGAGUCGGCGGGCGUGUGACCCGGGGUCAGGGAACAUAGCCAAGGAGUGUGGCAGCGACUUCGCCUACUUCUACUUUGUCUCCUUCAUCUUCCUCUGCUCCUUCCUGAUGCUGAACCUGUUUGUGGCGGUCAUCAUGGACAACUUUGAGUACCUGACCAGAGACUCGUCUAAAAAAAAAAAAAAAAACAACAUCCUGGGACCGUGCAAUCACCUGGACGAGUUUAUCAGGGUUUGGGCCGAGUACGACCCCGCUGCCUGUGGGCGUAUCAAGUACCUUGAUAUGUAUCAGAUGCUGCUCCACAUGUCCCCGCCCUUAGGUUUGGGAAAGAAAUGCCCGCCAAGAGUCGCGUACAAGCGCCUGGUGAAGAUGAACAUGCCCAUCGCUGACGACAACACAGUGCACUUCACCUCCACGCUGAUGGCGCUGAUCCGCACCGCCUUGGAGAUCAAGCUUUCCUCAGGCAUGGUGGCCCAGCGUAUGAGUGAUGCAGAGCUGAAGAAGGAGCUCUCCACCGUUUGGUCCAGCCUGUCCCAUAAGACAAUGGAUCUGCUGGUCACUCCUCACAAACCCAAUGAGCUGAGUGGGAAGGUGUACGCAGCUCUGAUGAUCUUUGACUACUACAAGCAGAACCGAGCGCGUCGGCAACAGCAGCUACUGCAGAAUACCACUGGCUCGAGCAAGGUGGGGUCUCUGUUUAAGCCCCUGCUGCCUCUGACUCACCUGCAGGAGAAGAACCUGCCCAUGAUGCUCGACAGCGUGGAUCCCCCAAGCAUGCUCCUUCAGACCCAGGCACGGGGCUCCGCCCCCCCCUCCACCUCCAGGCCAAACGCCCUGGAGGUCAACGCCCAGGAGUCUUCCUCCUGGUUGCCAGAGAGGACGAAGGACGCUCCCCGGGGGAGGGGUAAACGCAAGCUCUCCAAGGGCCAAUCAGACGACACGCCGGACGCCGCCCCUCAGGAGUCGGUGGAGCUGAUGAAGAUAGAUUCUAGUGCCAUCAGUAAAGGGGCAGGGACACCUGGCUCCGGGCUGCAGAGCCAGGGCAGAGCCGUGUCCAUGCCCCGACUCAAUACUGAACUACAGCGGCAUCACUCAGAACUUUCACCUGGUUACCUGCGACAGCCCGUUCCUGACAACAGCCCGAUGAGACGCUCCGUCUCCACAGUGGCGCCACAGCGCCUCCCAGAGGUCAAUCUGCGUGAGUUCACCCUGGAGAAGCCCAGCCAGGAGCGGAGCCACCACCACCACCACCAUCACCACCGCUGCCACCACCGCCGGGAGAGGGACCGGGAGCGGGGAGAGAAGAAGCAGAGGUCCCUGGACAGAUCGCUGGGCGGACAACCAUGUAGCUCAGGAGGUAAAACGGCGUUGCUAGCCAGCUCCUCCUCCUCCAGGGACAAGGCCCACGAGCGCGGCCGCUCCCACGACCGGAAGCACCGCCACGCCCCCGGGGAGAAGCAGCGCUACUACUCCUGUGACCGUUACUGCAGCCGCGACCACUGCCACGCCAAGUCUGCCAACGCCAGCUGCGCCACGUCGCCCAGCGAGAUGCACGACGCCGGCUUCAGCAAGCAGGGCAGCGGUUGGGUUAGGGGCAGCCUGGCCACCCUCAGCUCCACCUCCAGCACGCCCAGCCGCGGCCGGCGGCAGCUGCCCCAGACCCCCCCCAUUCCCCGGCCCAGCGUGGCCUACAAGACAGCCAACUCGUCCCCGGUGCAGCCCGCGUCCGACCCCCACUCGGUCAGCCCGGGCCGGCUGAGCCGCGGCCUCUCGGAGCACCGCGCCCUGCGCCACAGCGUCUCCUCCUACCGCCACGUCCCCUGUCCGGUCACACGCAUCAGCUCGGAGCCCUUCCUGGGCCAGGGAUACGGCUACGAGCCCCUUCCCUGCAGUAGCCUCCAGGACGGGUCCUCGCUGUCCCCCGGCUCCCAGCCCCCGGGGCCCUCCCCUGGGGCCGGACCACCUGAUUACGCCGGGCCCUCGUCAUCCCCGCGGUACAGUCGAAGGGGCCCCAACGGAUACCACUUUAGCUUCCCCAGCAGUGGGGGGCCCCGGGCCCCCAGGUAUUACCAGGAGGUGGAGGAGGACGAGUGGUGCUAG